Molecule: messenger RNA, 945 nt
Organism: Gastrolobium bilobum
Lineage: Eukaryota; Viridiplantae; Streptophyta; Magnoliopsida; Fabales; Fabaceae
Exons: 1
Coding region: 1-945 (314 amino acids)
Biological process (GO): shoot system development; root development
Source: RefSeq, a predicted model, not a curated record
AUGAUGAAAAGGGCAACUAUGGCUACAUUUUCACAAAAGCGUUCUUGUAGUUAUAGAAUUCGAUCUAUUAGCUUACCAACUAGAUCACAUCCAAGCACACUUCGAAUUGAAGAGGAGCUACAAAAGCUUGAGUCUUGGGAGGCAUCAUCAUCAUCAUCUUCCUCAAAGGUGGAAAAAAUUUGCUUUGGUCUACGUGGUCUUGCAGAGUUGUACAAGUUCGUAGAAGAACUUUUGAAAUUGUCACUGACCCAACAAGCACUAGCCCAUCACCAAAACGAGAAAUGGGUUGAUGAGUUGUUAGAUUACCCUGUAAGAUUCUUGGACAUAUUGGGUGAAACAAGGGAUGCUAUAAUGUUAAUGAAAGGAAAUGUUAGAGAACUUCAAUCAGCACUUAGAAGGAGAAAGGUUGGAGACAUAGUGAUUGAAACCCAUAUCUCUUCAUAUUGGAGUCUCAGAAGAAACACAAUAAAGGGAUGUACAAAAUCUCUCCUUUUAUUGAAGCAGAUAGAUGGGUCAUUUGGAGCUUCUUCUCCUUCCCUAGAUCUUAAUCACCACCUCUCUGCAGUUGUAAGGGUUCUUAGAGAAGCUAGUUUGAUCACCAGCUUAAUCUUUCAGUCACUAGUGGCAUUUCUUUCUCCACCAAUCUUCAAGUGGAGGCUUAAUAAGUGGGCAUUUGUCUCAAAACUCAUGCGGAAAGGGGCACUUCAAUGUAACAAUCAACAGGAAAAUAUAAAUGAAUUGGAAAAGGUGGACUUGGCACUUUGCAGAAUGGUUAUGGAUAACACAAUCAAGGAUUUUGAGGCUGAGAAGAUUCAAUCUGCUCAUAGAGAGCUUGAAGCUUUGGUGGUAGUCAUUGAAGGAAUUGAAAAUGGAUUGGAUUGCUUGUUUAAGCACCUUAUUAAUACUCGAGUGUCUUUUCUGAAUAUACUUUCUCCCUGGGGUUGA